This is a messenger RNA of Engraulis encrasicolus (European anchovy), 1969 nucleotides long. RefSeq names its product DC-STAMP domain containing 2 (gene dcst2). The transcript has 13 exons. NCBI's taxonomy places the organism in Eukaryota, Metazoa, Chordata, Actinopteri, Clupeiformes, Engraulidae. Bases 23 to 1969 code for a protein of 648 amino acids. The record is from RefSeq and is a predicted model, not a curated record. Gene Ontology annotation, cellular component: membrane.
UUCCCGGCUAGUGCCGUCCACCAUGACGCAAAUCAAUCACAGGCCAAAACACAAGGUAUCUCGCGUCUCGACAUUCAAACACUUUAGGCGGCGUGUGUGUGCCUUUCUGUUUGGUUUGGUUCUUGCGUCGUUAUAUGGCAUGACGGCAAUGUUUGUACAGAACCAUGGACUGUGGUAUUGCAUCAGCAGUACAGCCGUCAUCGCAGGUCUUGCCGCGUUUGGCAUGGGUCUAUCCAGGAGCGUACGGGCCAAUGUCAUGCUGAUGCUGCCGACUCUGUGUUCAAAAAACGGGAGGAAUUUAUUGCUGUUCCUGGCCUUCACGAUGGUCGUCCAAUGCCCCAUGAGCAACAUUAUGCGCAACUUCAACGUCGCCGCGGAGAGCGUGGUGUGCGGAGCGGAGCAGGCCAGGAACCAGACCCAGGAACUGAUAGAGCGCACGGCGACACCCCUCCUCCCUGUGUUGUCCAAGGUGAAGGAGAUCACACGGAACGCGUACUCACUGGCUGGAAGAGUACAGAACCUCAUCAUCUCCCUGACCGAGUCCUUUCAACACAUUGCUCGGAGUCUGCGAAGCGUAUUACAUUUCCUGGCCAGCAUGGGGGACGUUUGCAAUGCGAAGCUCGGCGCGCCAUACAAGAGAUGCCAUCAGCUGUUCGACGAGGCCAUCGAGGACUGCAGGGCACAGCUCUCCAUCUUCGACUUCCUCUGCUACAUCGUGGACGCCUUCAAGCCCCUCUGCAACCUGGCCAAAGUUAAUGUAUUAUUCUGCAUCAUCCCUUCAUAUAUUGGGGAUCACAUCAAGGCAAUGAUCGCUGAUCACACUGCUGAGGCAUUUGAGAAACUGAAAAGGCAGUUUGAGUUCAACGUGUCGGCCUCGAUGCACUUUGACGCUCAGCUCAACAGCAGCCAGUCUGUGCAGGAGACGUCUCGCAGGAUCAUGGAGGAGAUCUCGGAGGACUUGGGUCUCUUCCAGAAGCUCACAGGGCUGCUGUCAUACGCAGGCCUCCUCCUGCUGGGAAUCAUCUACAUACAGGCGGCCAUGUACAAGAACAGCUAUCUGAAGCGGGACGGCUUUGACAACCACUACAUCACGGAGGAGUUUGUGUGUCUGGACCGGAGGCGUGUCUGUGAGGGCAGGCCCCAUGUGCUGCCGCUGAGCCAGAGGGAGACCCAGACCUACAUACAGCCCACGUCCUUGCUCCUGACGGGCCGAGAGAGGAGAGCGGCCGUGGUGAGCAGCGUGUCCGUGCUCCGCCAUAUUGCAGUGGGAUGCAGCAUCAUGGCUCUGGAUAUGCUGGUCUUCUGGGUGUUCGACACCGUCCACCAUCUUGCUAAGGGAGAGAUUGUUGCUAAAGCUCCUGUAAUGAUUUCCGUGGAGGUGAACGGCUCAGGCUACACAGCUGACAUCUUUAAAGACAUCAUGGCCUCCUUUGACACUCUCCAGAAGGGCAACGUGACCAUACUGAGCAAGAAGUGCCUUGUCACACCCACAGAGCCUGACUAUGCAGAGUAUCUCAUCAUAGGAUCUCUCUACGGCCUCGCCCUGUUCACAGUUGUGGCCGGCAGCUAUGUCAAACGUUUACGAAGGCUUAUCUGCGCCAGCUAUCACCCCAAACGAGAGAAGGAGAGGAUCCUUGCGUUGCAUCAGCGUAUCAUGAGCCAGAGGCAGUCCCUGCUGAAGUUUGUGGCCAAGAGCAGGGCAGACGGGUCGUCUGGGGGACUCCUCAAAACACUGGCCCUCAUCGUGCCGGGCGGGUCCCGUAUAGCCGGUCUCCUGGGGGCUCAUGAUGAGGCCUGCAUGGCCUGUGGAGAUAUCCUGGAGGGCAAGGAUGACCCCAACGCACACCCCUGCUGCACCCCACAGUGCACAGGCGUGUACUGCGUGCGCUGCUUCCGGGCGCUUGAGAACAUCUGUGGCGUGUGCAUGGGGCCCCUGACAUUCCAGGAGGACAGCCAAGAGGAACAGUGA